CGCGUUGAGGAGUUUGGUCGAGGAGAUUGGCCCGGCCUCGCCUCAAGAACACUUGUACUUGCAGCACAACUUCUAGAAUCGACUCAACGGCCCGUGAGACGUGGCGUGUCGUUGCCAAUCACUAACAUGGAAAUGGAAGUGGUAAGAGAGCAUGAAAAGUUUACUGUUCGUUUCGUUAUCGGGUCUCCUCCUCCUCCUCGGAGCUACUGCUUUCUCGAGGGAAGGGCCUUCCUAUGAUUACUCUGCAAGUAUUGAGUGCAAAUCAGCACCGGAUGAUCCGCUCUACAACGGUGGCAUCAUCAAGAACCAGACUCUUGGAACGAGAAGGUACCGCCACUUCAACGUCCCGAUGAAUUCCCCUGCUUUCGCCUUGAGCAAUCUCACCGGUGACACGAUCUACACCUUCUCCAGCUGGGUUAAGAUAUCCGGUGCAGAUUCCGCUGCAAUAAAGGCGACCCUAACAACCGAUAACACCACCUUCGCAUGCAUGGGGACUGUUAUCGCGAGGAGUGGAUGCUGGUCGUUUCUCAAAGGCGGAUUCAGCCUCGACUCACCUUCAAACUACGCGCUCAUCUACUUUCAGAAUUCAGAUGAUCUGCAACAGAUAAAUAUAUCAGUUUCAAGUGCUUCUCUUCAGCCCUUUACUUCUCAGCAAUGGAAGGCAAACCAGCAAAACAUGAUAAGCACAGAAAGAAAACGCGCUGCCAUACUGCAUGUAUCGGAUGUCAAUGGAAAGAGGUUGUCAGGCGCCACCGUCGUUGUAGAGCAAAUUUCUCGAGAUUUCCCGUUCGGCUCCGCCAUCGCAAAGACCAUCCUCGGAAAUUCUCCGUAUCAAGAUUGGUUCGUGGAACGAUUCAACGCUGCUGUGUUCGAAAACGAGCUGAAAUGGGGAGCGACGGAGCCUCGACAGGGAGAGGUAAACUACACGAUCCCGAAUCAAAUGCUCGAAUUUGCACGACGGAACCGGAUCACGGUGCGGGGGCACAACAUCUUCUGGGAGGACCCGAAGUACACGCCUCCGUGGGUUCAAACCCUACCGACCCCCAAGCUGAAGUCUGCGGUCGCCUCGCGGAUUCAAAGCCUCGUCUCCAACUACAAGAACGAGUUCGUACACUGGGAUGUCGACAACGAGAUGCUCCAUUGGGACUUCUACGAGCGGAGGCUUGGCCCAGACGCCGGCCUCGACUUCUUCCGGACGGUUCAGGGGUCGGACCCCCUGGCCCGCCUGUUCAUGAACGACUACAACGUGCUUGAGACGUGCGACGACGCGAAGUCGACGGUCGACCGUUACGUCUCGAGGCUGCGGGAGCUCGGAGCCGGCGGGGUGGUGAUGGAUGGGAUCGGACUCGAGGGGCACUUCUCCGCUCCGAACCCGGCCCUAAUCCGCGCCGUGCUCGAUAAACUAGCCCUAUUAAAUCUCCCCAUCUGGCUCACGGAGGUUGAUAUCAGCAACAAAUUCGAUCAAGAAAUGCAGGCCAAAUAUUUAGAGGUGGCUUUGAGAGAAGGUUUCUCACAUCCUUCUGUUGAUGGAAUCAUGCUGUGGACUGCAUUGCAUCCCAAUGGAUGCUACCAAAUGUGUCUCACCGACAACGCUCUCCGGAACCUUCCGGCCGGAGACGUCGUCGACGCCCUGCUGAGGGAAUGGCGGACCGCGACGAUUGGUGGAGAAACCGACGACCACGGCGCCUUCGCCUUUGUGGGCUUCCUCGGAGAAUACGAGGUUCGGGUCAGCUACGGCAACAGAACAACUAACUCAACGCUGUCUCUCAGCCGAGGCCGUGAAACCAAACAUCAAAACAUUCAGUUGUAAUUUAGAUUAAAAUUGUACAAAUAGUAUCAUUAUACGUAACCUUACUAUUGGAUUACGAUAAGAGAUGAAAUAUAGUUAAUUAGGAUUAAUUA
Messenger RNA from Salvia miltiorrhiza (redroot sage), 1902 nucleotides. RefSeq names its product endo-1,4-beta-xylanase 5-like. Gene Ontology annotation, molecular function: hydrolase activity, hydrolyzing O-glycosyl compounds. Bases 152 to 1810 code for a protein of 552 amino acids. The transcript is spliced from 8 exons. The record is from RefSeq and is a predicted model, not a curated record. Gene Ontology annotation, biological process: carbohydrate metabolic process. NCBI's taxonomy places the organism in Eukaryota, Viridiplantae, Streptophyta, Magnoliopsida, Lamiales, Lamiaceae.